Messenger RNA from Sycon ciliatum, 3238 nucleotides. RefSeq names its product E3 ubiquitin-protein ligase TRIM45-like. The coding region runs from base 404 to 2266 and encodes 620 amino acids. Gene Ontology annotation, biological process: protein monoubiquitination. Gene Ontology annotation, molecular function: ubiquitin protein ligase activity; zinc ion binding. The record is from RefSeq and is a predicted model, not a curated record. NCBI's taxonomy places the organism in Eukaryota, Metazoa, Porifera, Calcarea, Leucosolenida, Sycettidae. The transcript has a single exon.
CAGAAUGGGAAUGUCAUGGUUCAGUGCAGGGUGGGUGCAGGUACAUUGACAGCAAAGUCUGUGCUACCUGUCAUGACAGACCUGGCCAGCCUUGGGGCCAGCUCAGCUUGUCAUGCAAUCUCUGAAAAGUACAUGCAGUGAGAGUACAACUGUCUGCAUGUGUACAUGCUGUGUGUAGCCUACAUUGCACUAGACUGCUGUGCAGAGCUACAUCUACUACUGACACGCCACUUUUAUCUCUGUGUUCACCGCCUGGUGCGAGUGUUAUUUUCUUCUCGAGAUUUCUCGUGCUGUAUUUGUGAUCCCAGAGACGUUGCAGUGUCCCUUUGCCAGCUUGAUUGUUGAGAAAGCAAGUUGUGAGAAGCCGAGUGUGUUGGACUAGAGAAUAAUUCAUGCUUGAGCCAUGCCUCCUGUGACCUGUGUAGCGUGUGGCUGUGAAAACAAGAGGAUUAAACUGGUCCAGUGCCUCCACUCUCUGUGCAUAUCGUGCCUUGAGCAGAAUGUUGAUGAAGAUGGCUCCAUUACGUGUCCGAAGUGCAGGACGUCGACACCAUUGCAAGCUGGCCUUUCUUCCACGUUGUCUUUGCCAGACAGUUAUGCCAAUGUAGAGGGUAGUGGUGCAGAGCAGAAGUCUGCAGUGUCGUGUGACGAAUGUAUGGAUGUAAAAGUGGCUGUUUCGCGCUGUGCAACAUGCAGCAGUCAUCUGUGCAGUGUACACACCGAAGGACACAAGCUCUCCCGAGCUACACAUGGUCAUGAGGUACUUGCAUUGACUGAAGCAGGCACUGAGACUGCUGAGACCGCUACUGCUGCUUCAGCUACUCAAUCGCAGCAUCACUGUGCACUGCACUCAAGCAGUAUCCUGACCAAGUUCUGCACAAAGUGUAAGAAGCUGUUAUGUGAGCGAUGCAUUGGUACUGGAAAACAUGAGCCACACAAACAAGAUCUUGUGUCUAUCAAUGCUGCAGCAGAGAAGAUGAGAGCGUCAGUGAAUGAUUUGUUGUUGAGCUGUGUGUCUGAGAGUGAUGGCGUUCUGGAGAGCUCCAUUCAGAAAGUACAGUCCACCAUUCGUAGCCUUCAUGAUCAGAUAGAGCUUGCAUCAGAAGAGGCCGUGCUAUUUUUCCGUUCUCUGGUAGAAACUAUUCAGAAACGAGAAACCAGUGUUCUGAAUGAACUUGAUGAUCUUCAAAGUCAGGCACUGGGACCUCUGGAGAAGCAACUCGCUAGGCUGCAGGGCAGUGUGUCGCAAACGGAGGUGGUGAGAGGCAUGCUGGAUGCUUGCCAGGACAGUGUGGAUUUUGUGCGCAUGUCGUCUUGGCUAGUGACAGCCUUGACCAGUGCAGCGGCGGUUGGCAAGAGUAAUGCUGAGCCAUGUGUUGUGAGCGGCAUCGUCUUUGCGGCAAGCGACACACGUGAUCUUGUGGCUGCCAUCAGCAAAGCUGGUCUUUGUGUUGACGCAGCAAAGAACAAAGUGCGUUGCUCAGGCAAUCGUAAGAUGGGCAGUGAUGUUGAGAUCGACAUAGAGAUGAAGCACCUUUCCGAUGCUGCUACUAUCAGCCAAGACCAGCUGAGGAAGAUCGAUGUAGGAGUUUGUGUGACAAAUCCGGACGGCAAGACAGUCCAGUGUGAGCCCCUACAGCAAUCAUCCACUGGACAUCUGGUGACUAAAUGCCGUCCUGCUGCAGCCGGCGAAUACGCUGUUUCCACCACGAUUGCCGGUGUUCCUCUGAAAGGUAGUCAAGUGAAGUUCAGUGUUGUUCUACCAGCACCUGCUCAGUCGGCACCUGUACCUGUGUUUGAUAUCGACCGCUGUGAUAAGCAUAUCCACAUCAGUAACAACAACCGAACCAUCCGUAGGUCGUCGACCGGCUGGAGCUGGCGUUCAGUGUGUAGCUCACCGAUACAGGAGCAGUGCGGUAGUAGUGCUAUACAGCUACGUAUAGAUGUCAUACACUAUUCCUGUAUCUGUGUAUAUUUAUGUGCAUCGUCUAGUCCAGUACUGGAUUGGGUACAUAGCACACAGGGUGAAGUGUACGGUUGGUGUGGUUACAGUGCUGAUAGUACCUCUCGUGGUGGUGGUGCUCUAGGCCAGCCCUGGAAGAGAAAUGAUUUGAUCACAUUGACAUUAAACCAUGAUGAUCAUAGCCUGACCGGACUGCAUCAUCGUACCGGUGUAACUGAAGUGUUGCGCAACAUCCCAACCAGUAACCUAUGCUGGUAUGUAUCGUUGAGAGAGACGGGUGAUCAAGUGACAAUAGUCCAUUGAAUCCCAUUACUGAUCCGCUGGCUAUGGCCUAAUCUGUAGUAAUACGAGCACAGGAUGCUUGUCAGGAUGGACUUGUUGCGGCAAUGCUGGUAAUCAAGUUACGUGUAUGUUUUGUGAAGUAUCGUUUUCGUUAGUAGUCUCCGGCUACAGUGACUACACAGUAUAGACUGAUGACAGAAUAGGAAUUGUCUGCUUUAUUAGAUAUUUCUAUGUUGCUGGAUGUCUUGCUCACAUUGUUCUGUUGUUUUACCCCAGUAUAUCUCGUGAUAUCUGCUUGUACGUUUACUGCCUGUAUUUUAUCCCACGCACUGGCUCUUCAUGUUUGUUUGUUUUCCCUAGCCUUUUCCAUCGCUGCAAUGUCCUUGUGAGGACCCUGCGUACACAGUAAUGCUCGUAACCAUUUACAUGUAGCAGUUAUGUACCCUAAUGCUGAAACCAUGACUAUGCAUAAUAAUUAGGACAGUAGCAUAGGUACACAUGAUGUACGUUACUAGAAGAUGGAGUCAUGUGUUUAGAUAUGUUCUACUCCUAAUCAUUCCUAUAGUCACAUCCUGCUGACACUCCUCAACGUGUUGCCUAGACUUGCCCUUACCACAGAACUGUAAUCGAUCGUCUUGUCUUUCCGUCUGCGCGAUCUGCCUGUUUCCAUUGCACGUUUAUAGUAUUACAGUUUCCUUGCACCAACGUUCCACUCGCUCCUGCUGACUUUACUCGCGCUCUGUUUGCUGCUGCCUGCUCUAUGCUUCUCUUCGCAGCUGCUUCCUAUAUAGACUUCAGCGGUAUAAGUUUGCUGACUGGAGUAGAGUGUGUCAGUUGAGUGCAGUAGAGUUGUAGAGUUGAGUUUAUUAGAGAGUUUACAUUACCGCUCAAGGGGACUUGUCCGCUUGAGCCGGGUUUUUGCAUUGCAGUUUCUUACCUAUCCUUUGCAUUUCUACUUUUACUAUAUCGGACCUUUGUGCUCCGCCACGCUGA